Molecule: messenger RNA, 6736 nt
Organism: Astyanax mexicanus (Mexican tetra)
Lineage: Eukaryota; Metazoa; Chordata; Actinopteri; Characiformes; Acestrorhamphidae
Product: AT-rich interactive domain-containing protein 3B
Exons: 9
Coding region: 372-2213 (613 amino acids)
Biological process (GO): regulation of transcription by RNA polymerase II
Cellular component (GO): nucleus
Molecular function (GO): DNA binding
Source: RefSeq, a predicted model, not a curated record
GAAGGUGGAGAGAGAGAGAGAGAGAGAGAGAGAGAGAGAGAGGUUGUGAGCUGAACGAUAUGCGCGUCUCAUUUCCGUCCGCUGUGUUCCUCCGCCACUGUAACGAGAGCUGAGCGAGAGCGACGCGUAACGUUACUUUUUUACCGCUUUUAUCGGUUUACUGUCGGAUAAACGGAGCUGCACGCGCGCGCCCGCUCUCACUCACUCACUGGCUCUAGUUUGCGCGUGCACAAGGACCGGGGGAGCAGUAGGACGGAGGAGUGACGGCAGACAGACGCGUAUGUGUGAGUGAAGGAGGGAGGGAGAAAGAGAGAGAGAGUGAGGGAAGGGGAAAGAAGGAGAAGAAAAGAGAAAGAAGGAAAGAGAGAGGGAUGGUGGAUAACUCAAGCAGCAGCAGCAGAGCGCAAAUGGAGGGCAGUUUAGGGGGUGGUUACUCCCAGGGGGGUUCAGCAGGAGUGAAGCUGGAGGCUGUGAUGGAGCAACUGCAGAGGCAGCAGCAGGCGCGGCUGGAGAUGGAGCGUAAAGAACGGCGAAUCCGAGAAGCCCACAUCAUGUAUGCCCAGCAGGUGGCUGCCCAGCAGGCCAUUCUGGCGGCGGCCCGAGCUUCAGGUGUUGGUCUGGCCGGCAAGAUCCAGGGGCAAACCAAAAUGGAUUUGCAACGGGACAAUGGGGAAAGUCUGGGCCGGGACUCGGAUGAUGAUUCGGAUGAUGAUAACGAUGCUGCUGAUGAUGACAAUGAUGAGGAGAUGAUGGAUGGUGAUGAAGGCAGUGAUGAAGAGGAUGGGGCAGUUAGUGGGUUGGAGUUUUUGAGAAAGCAGACGUUGGCGCUGCAGCAGGGCGCUGUUCGGUUGCAGGGCCAUCCGUUUGGGAGCUACACCGGGACACCAAUGCCAGCACCAGCACCCAGGACCCAGAGAGAGCCAUCACCUCCGGUUAAGGUCAAACAGGAACCCGAAGAUGGGCUUUCUCCGGUGGGUCCGCGGUCAGCCACAUCCCCUAAUGGCCAGGCUGACUGGGGCUACGAAGAUAACUUCAAACAGAAUGGAGGUGGUGGAUGGGGCGAGGAGUCGGACAGCAGCAGAGCAAGAGGAGAGGCAUCCAGAGACUUUGCUAAGUUGUAUGAGCUGGACAGUGAUCCCAACAGAAAAGAGUUCCUGGACGAUCUCUUCACUUUCAUGCAGAAGAGAGGUACUCCAGUGAACCGGAUCCCCAUCAUGGCCAAGCAGGUGCUGGAUCUGUACAUGCUGUAUAAACUGGUGACUGAGAAAGGGGGUCUGGUGGAGGUCAUCAACAAGAAGAUCUGGAGAGAAAUCACGAAAGGCCUGAACCUGCCCACCUCCAUCACCAGCGCAGCCUUCACACUCCGCACACAGUAUAUGAAGUAUCUGUACCCGUAUGAAUGCGCUCGGAAGAGCCUGAGUUCGCCCAAUGAGCUGCAGGCCGCCAUCGACAGCAACCGCCGCGAGGGCCGCCGACCCAGCUACAGUAGCAGCGGCCUGUUCCGCUUUAGCCCCUCCCCCAGCGCCGCCGCGUCACACCUCCUCUCACCUCCCAAAAUGCACCUGGCUGCUUUGAGCUCUGGAGCAGCAGCUGUGGGGGCUCUGAACGGCCUGCAGGGCUCCCCGGGACCCUCCAUCAAAAAGGGGCUGGAAGAAGCCUCCCCCUCCCUGCUGGCAGCGCGAGCCCCCGCCAUGGCACUAGCUUUGGGUCCACAGCAGGUGGCAGGUCUGGCCCGGGCAGCUACUUUGGAGCAGCUGCGGGAGAAGCUGGAGACGGGCGUCGGGGCUGAGGGUCCGGAGAGGAAGAUGGCCCGUCUGGCUGAGGAGCAGCAGCGGCUGAUGCAGCAGGCCUUCCAACACAACCUGCUGGCCAUGGCCUCACAGAUGCCCAUGAACCUGAGACUGGGCAUGCCACCAAAGGAAGAAAAGCACGACCUGGCCAUGAGCAUUUCCUCCACCGGAGCUGCCAGCAUCAGCGUAUCUGUGGAGGUGAACGGUGUCCACUACUCAGGAACGCUGUUUGCUCAGAAGUCAGCAUCAGUUCCAGUGAGUGUAUCCACUCCAGUGAGUGUGUCUGCUCCCGUGAGUGUGCCCCACUCAGCUCCAGUUGUGGUUCCAAGCGCAGUCUUCAGCUUCCCCAGCCACAGCCCAUCCUCUUCCUCCUCCUCUAAGGGCCCGAGCUCAGCAGAGCCCUCCGCCAGCGGCUCACCAUAACACAGCCUGCUGCUGCUGCCCGGGCUCCAUCCUGCUCCAGGCCAGAACAAACCAGUCAUGGAUGUUUUGAAAAUCAAACUGUUGCACAACCAGUACCUCAUUUUUCUCCUGUCUGCCUCGGCUGUCUCAACAUGUUCAGAUAAUCAAUACACACACACACACACACACUUAAACAGAAUACUCAUAUAUAUGUACACACACACUCAGAAACGCACACACACGCAUCUAUACACUCACGCACACACAUUCUCACACAGUGCUAAGGAAAACGCUAAACACAAUCAUAAGAACAUUCAGCCAAAAUCAACUGACAGGUGUUCAUAACAGAACUUGAAGAUUUUUAUUUAGAGAAAAAAAGUGUUUGUUGCUAUUUGUUGUCUUCUGAUUUUUUUGGGUGUUUUUGUUUUUGAAUAUUUGAAUUAUUAUUUCUUUUCCUCUUGAGUUUUUUUUCUCUUUUUACAUACGUCAAAUCAAACAAUCCACAGCGAUUGAAUAUAUAUUACAAGAAUACCUUUACCUCAGGAGCUUGUUAGUAAAUACUUUAGCUGAAUGAAUUUUAUUUUUUAUAAUCUAUUUGAAUUUAUCUGAUUCAGGAAAAAGAGCGAUUGUUGCGUUCCUCGCCCGGGAAGAGACGUCGCUCACUUUUGUUGCUAUGCAUUCACUUUUUCCUCUGUGGGGCAAGUUGCCGCAAUGAUGAUGGGCUGUGAACACAUUCGGAAGAACGUAAUGGAGAAAUCUGAGAAAAGGAGAGGAUGUUCUGAUUACAUCUCCAGCUUGAGACAACUUGGACAAGUUGCAACUUGGACAAUCUGUUGGAUUUUUAUUUUAUUUUUAUUUUUUUCUUUCAAACUUCCAAUUUUUAUAAGCUGUUUGACCUCAUUGCCGAAUCAGAUCACUCAGGUUGAAGCCACCUUGUGCUGAGGAAGCUCUAAACGGCCUGGACUUCACAAUCACCUACCUCCAAAUACCUCAUACAUAUACAUAUACAUCCCCCUCUCCAUAUUCCAGUGUUGUACCCAGUGAUCUGCAUGUUUUAUUGGUUUCCCUUCUUUAACACGCCCCCUGCCACUCUAAAGACCUUAAAAGGGCAUGUUAAUGAACUUGUUGAUGAUUGGUUGAAUCAGGUGUGUAGGCAGAAGGGGAAUCAGUAAAUACACAGGGCAACGUGCUUUCAGUAAGGGUUUAGGAACACGGCCCUAGCCAAACCAAUGGCAGCUUUUGAAGUUUGUAGCAGUUCUGAUCUUGUUUAGUGUUGUCUCAUCAGAACCUCAGAAGUGAAUUCAGUAUUUCUGACCAACAGAUUAAUUUUAUUAACUGUUAUUACCAAGUUUAUAUUCAAAUUUGGACUGUACAAUUCCAUUCAUUUUAAUGAAAGCUGCUCCAGUUUCAGAUGUUUUUUUACCUCAGUAAACUUCUUUGGGGUAUUGGGUCUAUAGUUCAGGUUGGAUUUGGUCAAUUUCAGUUUUAUCAAACUAUCAUAGGGAUAUCAAAUCUCAAACCAAGUACUGCAACUCAAAUCUAAUCAUUUGUUGAGUGCAAGUCUCAUGAUAAGCUGUAUAAAAUAUCGCUGCUGUCCAGUAAAAAACAUAUAUCUCGAUCAUUUUACCUUUGUGGCUGCGCUGUACACUGUAGUUGAAUAGAAAGGCUAUAUAAUAACUUAGAAAUGCUGUUUAUUUUAUAUUGACUUCCAUUCAAAUUUAGAGAAAAAACAGCUUUCUCUUGUAAAGUCACCAUUUUGAAGGUAAAUAUUUAUUUCUUUGGACAGUGAUAUACAGCAGUUCCCACCCAAAGCACAAUGAAGACUAGACACAGUUUAACGCAGUUACCACUUUACCACAGCUGUUCAGUAGUCAUCAAGCAGUUAAAGCCCUUUCCUCUCCAACACACGGCUCAGAACCUAAAGACUGUGGCUUUAGAACCUCAACCAAAUAGAACAGCGACCAUAGAAAUCUUACCAAUUUCAAAGGAUUGAUUCCAAUGGAAUGAUGAGUUGAGUUGGCUUCAGGCCAUUCCACAUAUUGGAGUUUUGCUGUUUGAACAUGGCAGAAAUCCCUCGAGUCUCUCUACAACCCCCUCAAAGUGUAAGGGAUGCAAUUUAAUAUUUUAUUUGAGUUUAUUUUCAUUCUUUUUCUUUUCUUUUCUUUUUUUUGAGUUUGUGUAGUGCUAGUGUAUUGUACCAGAUCAGGGAGGGUAAAGUUUUAACAAUCUAUAACUGUAACAAAAACACCAUUUCAUACCUCAGCAACUUUUGCCUCUCGUGAUGGGAAGGCAGUUUUCUCAGGAAGUGACGUCAUUCAUUGGAGUCACAUGGUCAACAAAAUAAAAAAAUAUAAAUAUAUAUAUUAAUAUUAGUCAAGAGUAUGCACAGAAGGUUUUUUUUUUUCACCCAACAAAUACCUCAUUCUCUGUGAUGGAGAACUACACUACGUACCUCAUGCUGCCAUGCCACUGGGACACAGCCGGGAUGUAAUAAUCCGGCUUUCUGAGUCGGAAUUCCUGGAAUUUAAGGAUAAUUCGGGAAUGCGUGCUUGAUUGGAAUAUAUGGAAUUUAAAACUCAUUCUGGAUCGUUCUGGGUUUCUGGAUCGAAAUGUCUGUAACUUCAGCAGCAUUCCGGAUUGCUGAAUCGGAUUUACGUAACUGUAGCAUCGUUGCAGAUUUCUGGAUCGGAACUUUCACAUCAUUCUGAACUGCUGAAUUGUAUCUUUUAGACUCAUUUACAAAUUCCUCUCUGUCUCUCUUUUUCUGUCUUUUCUUCUUGCGUUGCCUUUCCUUCACAAACCUUCACCCAAACGACAAAGUAAUGUUGUGCAUUCGUACAAUCAUACUGUGAUUUGCAGCUAGAUACCAAAGAGCAGCUUAGCCUUUUCUGCCUGUAUUUCUCCAGUCUGUAUUGAAUCGUGUUCUGUAGGGGGAAUCCUUUAGAAAAUGAAGGCAUUUACUGGAGUCAGCAGAUGUUAAAUCCCCACAGGUCAGGCAUGCCUCAGUACUGGGAAUGUUCUGGUUUAGCAGACUGUUAAAGGUGCCCAAACACACACCACCAUGCAGUGUUCCCUCUCUAAACUCAGGAAGUGCAUUUUGCCAAACCUUACCUCCAUUUAAACUCCUUUAUAGGUUUAUCUGAAGCUAAAUCUAAAUACUAGCAUGCUUCUCUCCAUCCACUGGACCUGAAAGUGGACAUUUAUUAGUGAAAACGUGCAUUUAUUCUUGUUGUGUUUUUUUUUUGGAGACACAUUAAACGAUUAUAUAGGGUGCACAUGAGUUUAAUUGAUUCAGAUGUGUACACCAUUUCUCCAAACAUUAAUGAAUUAGGCAUUUAGCUACCUUAGGCACCUCCUAUUGCUGAGACAGAUGUGCAAAUGCACACACACAGCUCGUCUAGUUCCUGUAGAAGAGAAUUACUGGUUAUAGAAAUAGAAGCUUUGAGCAAUAACCUUUUGCCACCAUACCUAAUGCAGACUGUGAACACGCGUGUUCUCUGGAAUGAUGGUGCUCCAUCCAUUCAGUUCGUUUGGGCCAAAUUGUGGAGUUGUUGAUGAAGUCGGGUGCAGAUCAUCCAACAUCCCGGCCUCACUUAUGCUCUUUUGUCCCUGAAUGCAAUGAAAUCCUCACAGCAAUGUUUCAAAUUCUAGUAGAAAGCUUCCCUGUAUAGUCAUUAGGGACAAUUAGCAUGAACUUUCUGUAAGUUAGUGUACUUGUUUGCGUGUUCAAAACAAGCAAACAAGUUAGUAUUUUUAGCUUGUAUUGGAACAUUCUGCUAAAAUAAAGUCUAAAUUUGUAUGUCCUAGCCGCAAGCUAAUAUAUUAGCCUAAAGCUAACAUGCUCAAAUCACUUAAAUCACACUCAAAUCACUUGUGUUCUACAAAAUGUGGGUCAUUCAGAUGGAAAAUGUUCACAUUUGAAUCAAGUGAAUUCAAAAACUAAAACUAAACAUGAGGUAAAAUGGGAAGAAAAACAGCUCACUUCAGCUAAUGCUAAAUGUAGCUGCACAUGAUUAGCUUCAGAUUUUAUUUUAUUUUUUUUCCCUCUUAAUUUCUCCUUUUAAAAGAGCUUCCACACGGUCUCAGCUAGGUAUCAUGGGUAUAAUCAUCAUCAUCAUUAUUAUCAUCAUUAUCCUACAGCAGAGUAACCCAUGAGGAGGAGUAGGAAUAUGAGAAGAAUGAUGUUCAUGCCCUCAAUAAACGAUAAAUAUCUAUGAGUAGUUAAGCUCAUUUAAGCUUGAAACUAAAGGACGUUGUAGUCGCUGCCUUAAUCGCUGCUCAGGUUUCAGUUGAAUGUUGAAUAAGGUUCUUUUUAGAGCUCAAUCGUACUGACAAGCUACACUGAAUACAAUCAGCUUCAUGAACAGUUUCACACCUAUUUAUUUUAGUUGAUAGGGUUUUAUGCACAGGUUAAAUGGUUCACAGGCAACGUUCCUAUGUGGGGCUAAUAUGGGUGGUACAUGGGCUUGGGCUUGUGCUUUUGAGUAGGUUUGUACAUCAUUAAGCAGGUUUAAGACUAAUUUUAGACUGUUUUUUUUUUCUUU